AUGAUCUUCGAUCGCAAGGAAAAGCCUGAGGAGGCCACCGAGGCGCCCCCGUACACCCAAGCAACCCCGACCCAGCCAGGCCCCGCAUUCCGCACCACCUUCGCCUGCAUGUCCAUGAACUCGACUGACCUUCUCCGCCUGAUCCAAUUCCCACCAGAACCCGCGCGCAUAGUGCGAAACGCCAUAACGCAGAGCUGGCCUCGUGGCAUCAAAGAGGAGCGAGACUACCACGGCGCGCAUGAAUUCAAGCUCAAAGGGAAUCCGUGGUCGGGCCAAGGCAGCGAAGCCGUUCCUUCCCGCAUCUUCAUGUGUCAAAUUCUCGCUGACCUAUACAACGCCGGCUGGGUCCUAUUCGCGAGCACCGAUAUCAGCAAGAAUGGUAUGGACAAAGACUCGUGCUUGUUCCGGUACCAGCAGCCGGCACCGCCUCCGUGCUCCUGGAUGUCCAUCUCAUUCAACCGGGGAGAUAGACUGAGGCUGAUCGGUGCCCCCCAAGAGAUAAUUGCUCCCUUUGGGCGCGUUAUGGGGUCGCUGCUACAAAAAGAAGGACUCAUCGAGCAUGGCGCAUAUGAAUUCAAAUGCAAGGGCUGGCCUUGGUAUGCGAUGGGCGGGGACACCGUAGCUACUCGCAUACUCCUGCUCCGUAUGCUCGAGCUCCUGGAGAGCUUCGGCUUCAGUCUCUACGCUUCGAUUGACCAAAGCAUUGGAGUAAGUCAGUAUCAUUGCUCUACCGAAUACUUCGCUGAGCAUCCCGCGUUGACGUUCAGGUUGGUGGAGAUGGGACGACCAGCGAGACGGACACCUGGUACUGCUGCAGGCAGCUCAGCUGGACGCCUGGUGCCCCCGUUUUCCACUGAGAUGACGGCCGCCGUCGACCUCGGCGUGCAGUCGUAG
Molecule: messenger RNA, 894 nt
Organism: Pleurotus ostreatus (oyster mushroom)
Lineage: Eukaryota; Fungi; Basidiomycota; Agaricomycetes; Agaricales; Pleurotaceae
Exons: 9
Coding region: 1-894 (297 amino acids)
Source: RefSeq, a predicted model, not a curated record